ACCCAUAUUUUGGAGUGUUUUAUGCCUUGAUUUACUUACAUGCAUUUACUAGGGUGAUUGUACGUGAUAUGUGCCAUACAUAUGCAUAUACGUACGCAAGGUGAAAGGUAAUUUCAAUCCCCACUCCCCAUCCUUCCUACUCAACGCUCUCAAGUCUUCAGAUACAUAACAAUCUUUUGACCCAACCUGUCCUUAACAGGAUAAAACGAAAUAAAUGUUUCGAAUAUGUAGAAUAAACGCAAGAACAAUUCGAAAGUCGUUUAGAUAUACCUUGAUGAGUGUAUUGUAUUAUUAAAUAUUGAAAAUCAUAUUACACACAGUAUGGAUGACACAAGCAUUAAAAACAUAUCCACAAAGUCACAAUGUAAAUAUAAUGAGGAAAUUUGUACCACAGAGGGUACAGUAGAUGAUAAUGAACAUGACUGGUGGGCAAGUGAUAGUGGAUCCUGUACUGGAUCAUAUUAUUCAGACACAGAUAGUUCUGCUGCAGAAUGGGAAUCAGAAAUCAAUUCUACUGGAGAAUUAUUUUACAUAGAAUCUGCUGCAGAAAGUAUAGCUGAUGGUCAAUCUUUGUACAAUGAAUCGGAACAUGAUUCUCAAUCGGAGCUGACAAGACGUCGUAGUACAAGAGCUGGAAAACUUAUGAGACUCAUAAGGCGUAAAGAAAGCAAAAGAUGGAGUACAAGAAAUAAGAAAAAUUAUUCUAGUGCUACAUCCAAUAACGUAAUGAGUCCUGGAAAAGAAGGAAGCACAACGAAGGAAGUUACAUUCAGGGAUUUUCAAGCUGGAGAAAUUCGAGAAGUAGCACUAUGGGUUGAUCCGGAUAGAAGACAUAAAUUAGGACGACGUGCAACAUUAUGCGAGGCAUAUUUUGGAAUUACUCCGGGUGUAUUCUCGGACAAAACAAGAGUAAUGGUGGCUGGAUUUAUACCAGAUGGAGAAGCAAUGAAAAAUAAGAAUAUUAAAAUUGGCGACUGGUUGAGAAGCGUAAAUUCGACUAAUGUCACAUAUCAAAAUUUGGAUCACGUAUUAUCUGAAGUAACUGUUGCCACAAAUGUAACAUUAGAAUUGCAAAGAGUUGCAGGCAUCGAUGUAACAGAAAAAUUGCCCGAAUCGAACAGUCCUAAGCAAUCCCUAUUGGUACAAAGACUAAUGAACAGAGAAGAAAGUAAAGACUUGAUGCAAUCUAUAAUAAACUAUCCGCUCGGUGUCUUGUAUCUACAAACCACAGAAAUUUCUGAAAUGGGACCAGAAUUGCAUGGUGUUCUUUAUACAUUUCCCCGUUCAGAUAAUAAAAAUGCUCAAUCUAUUUUAUGCACAACGAGAGGAGCUUUUAUAACUCUUAAUCACUUGUUACCAGGGAUAACAGGAUUACAGCCUACCAGUACUACUAUACAGGUAGCGAAAGAAGAAGUUCACGUUGUAUACGUGCCCCGAAACGAAGAAUUACUUUUAAUGGCACUACCAAAAAAAUGUUGCAGUCUUGAGGAAGCUGUAAAUUUAUCGCUGGAUAUAGUCAGAACCUUAGAAUUCGUACAUCAAUCGUUAACGAAAUGUUUUACGCCCGUUGAAAAUCAUUCCUCUUUAGAUCAUUUUUUUACCUUGUUCCUCGAACAAUUAUUAGAUUUAAAAAAUUACGCAAAUAACGUAGGGUUGCCCGACUGUACUAUGAAAAUUCAUAGUAAUAUCGAAAAUAUGGAAAGUUACAAAUUUAGGAGCACUUUCUCGGUAGCAAAUUCUAUAGAGUUAUCAAGAGAUGCACAAAUUCAAAUUGAUGCUGCUUUAAGUGAAAUGGAAGCUAUGGAUUAUAGGGAUUGGAACGAAGAUCCUAUGGACUGCCAAAGGCUAUACACGAUUUUAGGCAGUUGUAUAUAUCAUAGAGAAUACCUUCUUGGUUCUCACUUAAUGCACAGCGAUUUGAUCGAGGUUGACUCUUACCUUCGGCACAACUGUCUCUUAAACUUAGUGACAAACGAACCUGUAAAUAAUCUUGUUAUUUGGAAAAAAGUUUAUCCUUCGUCGUGUAAUUGUGGAAGUUUGGAUAACGGUAGAAGUAUCCAACCACUUGUUCCUAAUGGAAAGUGGUUUUUGCUCGUUGUCGGAUAUGGAUACGACUUAUUAGCAGUUCUCUUGGAAUCUGGUGGAUGUACAGCCAAAUGUACCGAAACCAACGGCCCGGAUGUAUUUUAUGUGGAGGAAGCGCAAGAAACUUUAAAACAUAUACAAAAGAUAGGAGUGACAACAUUGGCAGCCAAAUGGAUUGCAUCUAACACGAGACCCGAAGUAAUACCCAACGAGGACCAUGUAUCUACAAAACCAUCAUCGAGCAUCACAGAAAACUUUUUAGGUCUUAUAAAGUCAACGGAUGUACAAAGUUCACCUGCAAAAUCGCCCCUCGCUUUAACUACUAAUAAAAAAGCCCAAGAGAUACCGUCUAUUUUGAAAAAACGCAGCACGGAGGAAAGUCCAAUGGUGUUGGGAUCUGUAUAUUCUUUGCACACUUCGGAAGAUUCGUUGAGUCAAGGAACAGGUGGUGUCAGUGAAAUUAGCGACGAAGCUGUGCCUAUAUUAGGAAGACGAGCAACAAGGGAAAAAAUUUCGGGCGGAUCGAAGUAUUCUGAUGACAGUGAUUCCGAUAUUGAUAUGUACAAGAACGACUGUCGGAUGUUAAGUAUGGAUGUAUCUAAUAUACGAGAAAAUCUACUAAAUCAGGCCGAAUACUUGACACCAAAAAUAUUGACAACAGGUGAUAAGAAUUAUCUUUAUCACUACAUGCAUUUGGAUAUGGCUGAGGGUAUCCUGUUGUCAUCGAAGCCAUUAGAAAGUUCGGAAAAGAAUCAUAAAGUUAUAGUUAACUUUAAUAGAUGUGUUCAUAUCAUACAUCGACUCCUGCAUAACACAGUGAGAUUUAAGAAAAUGUUGAAUUCAGAUAUGGAUAAAACUGUGAUUAAUAAGAGUUUAAUCGCCGUUAAAGAACAUGGCGUAUUAUUUGAAUGGGAUAAUACUACUUACUGGGUUGUCGGGCGACUAUAUACAACUCCUCAUCCAAAGGAAUUAUAUGUGUGCUAUCAAGAUUCUGCACCACAAAAUUUAAUCGAAAUAGCAUUCAAAUUACAUUCGUUGCAUACAUUAUGUUAAAAUUUGUUAUUUUCUUCACGAAAUUAUAUUGAUAAAUCUUACUCAUAAAAAAUACUCAAUUUACACUUUUCUAAAUAUACUUUUAUUUUUUAUAUGUACAAUAUAAUACACACAAUCUAAUUACACAAAUACUUAUGCCAUUGGAUUAUUUGAUGUUAUAUAAAAAUUGUAUAAUUCUAAUUUUGAAUAAACUUUCACACAAAGUUCUAA
This is a messenger RNA of Megalopta genalis, 3348 nucleotides long. RefSeq names its product inturned planar cell polarity protein (gene in). Gene Ontology annotation, biological process: nervous system development; cilium assembly; vesicle-mediated transport. NCBI's taxonomy places the organism in Eukaryota, Metazoa, Arthropoda, Insecta, Hymenoptera, Halictidae. Gene Ontology annotation, cellular component: cytoplasm; cilium. Gene Ontology annotation, molecular function: protein binding. The record is from RefSeq and is a predicted model, not a curated record.